Molecule: messenger RNA, 1065 nt
Organism: Rosa chinensis
Lineage: Eukaryota; Viridiplantae; Streptophyta; Magnoliopsida; Rosales; Rosaceae
Product: (-)-isopiperitenol/(-)-carveol dehydrogenase, mitochondrial-like
Exons: 1
Coding region: 16-855 (279 amino acids)
Molecular function (GO): oxidoreductase activity
Source: RefSeq, a predicted model, not a curated record
CUAUAGCUCAACACCAUGACUGAGGCCAUACCAGUACCAGUGCAGAAGCUCCACGGCAAAGUGGCCAUCGUCACUGGCGCAGCCAGCGGCAUCGGAGCAGUCACGGCUCGCCUCAUCGCAAAUCACGGCGCUCUCGCUGUCGUGAUCGCUGACGUGCAAGACGCCAAGGGCCGAGAAGUGGUCGCAUCGAUCGGCUCCAACCGCUGCACCUACGUCCACUGCGACGUCGCCGACGAGGACCAGGUCAAAUACUUAGUUGACUCUACUGUCAAGAUGUACGGCCGCCUGGACGUGAUGUACAGCAACGCGGGAAUAGCCUCCCCGUCGCGGCAAACUGUGCUGGAGCUGGACCUGUCCUGGUUCGAUAAGCUGAUGGCGGUGAACGUGCGCGGGAUGGCAGCGUGUGUGAAGCACGCGGCUCGCGCGAUGGUGGAGAAAGGUGUCAAAGGCAGCAUAGUGUGCACAGCGAGCAUCGUGGCGGAAUGCGGGACAGAGGGCGUGACGGACUACACGAUGUCGAAGCACGCAGUGCUGGGGCUGAUGAGGUCGGCGAGUGUGCAGCUGGUGAAGCAUGGGGUGCGCGUGAACUGCGUGUCGCCGGGUCUGGUGGCGACGCCGAUGUUCAUCGCCGGUUAUAAGCUUGGGGCGGAGGAGCUGAGCAAGAUAAUGGCGGCGGUUUAUACAGGAAGCCAAUAUGGGCCGGUGAAGGAGAAAGACCUGGCGGAUGCAGUGGUGUUCUUGGCCUCUGAGGACUCGGCGUUGAUCACCGGCCAGAAUUUGAUUGUUGAUGGUGGAUUUGGAGCCCAGGCCGUAUCAGUAUUAGGACAAAACCGAGAUUCUUUUGUUAUGAAGUAGUACUGAAUAACAUAUAUUCUAAGCUAGUCUCAACUGAAUAAUGAUACUACUUGUCUACUUGUCGGGAAAACCCCUGUAAUAUUACAUGGAAGUUGUACAAUAACUAGUGUUUUAUCUCUCUGUAAUAACUAAUAAGAAUACAUGAGAGUUUUAUCUCUCCUUAGGUGUAUUCAAUCUUGAUUAUUUUGGUUAUGAACUUAUGAUGGGGAG